UUUCCUGCAUCUCUCUGUGUUUGUGGAUCUCAUGGCUGCUGUUUGGCAACAGGUGCUGGCAGUGGACGCAAGGUACAAUGCUUACCGUACACCUACGUUCCCCCAGUUCCGCACGCAGUACAUCCGCCGGCGCAGCCAGCUGCUCCGCGAGAAUGCCAAGUGUGGCUUUGAGCCGGGGCUGCGCAGGCAGUAUCUGCGUCUGCGCAGUCAGUUGCUCGCCCUGCGUUACGGGCCUCUGUCAGAGCAGAGCAGCUUCAGAGCCAGCAGUGUGCGCAGUUCCCGCACCACACUGGAUCGCAUGGAGGACUUCGAGGAGGAUCCCAGGGCUCAGGGUGCCAGAGGCCACCGGAGAUCAGUAAGCCGUGGUUCAUACCAGCUGCAAGCCCAGAUGAACAGGGCAGUGUAUGAUGAAAGGCCUCCAGGUAGCCUCGUGCCCACAUCGGUGGCCGAAGCCAGUCGGGCAAUGGCAGGUGACACCACCCUAAGUGAGAACUAUGCCUUUGCCGGAAUGCACCACAUCUUUGACCAGCAUGUCGACUCAGCUGGUGAGUGAGCUGUUAA
Molecule: messenger RNA, 561 nt
Organism: Sinocyclocheilus rhinocerous
Lineage: Eukaryota; Metazoa; Chordata; Actinopteri; Cypriniformes; Cyprinidae
Product: WD repeat-containing protein 13-like
Exons: 4
Coding region: 32-553 (173 amino acids)
Source: RefSeq, a predicted model, not a curated record